GGCUUUGACUUAUCAGGUAACAAAUUCUGGGGAUGGGGAUGGUUCACGCAGCUCGUUGAUUCUUACCUGUUGGGAGACUGAAAAGAAAGAGUGCUUUCUGGCACUACCUCUAUUUGUCUUAGACAUUAAUUUUAUAAUUAUUUACAAAAAUGUUUUAUGAUGUUUUGCGGCAACAUGUUCAUGGGGCUUCUUUUACCAUCUAGGAGAUGACGUCAAACUGGAUUUCAUCCCACAAAAAAAAUUACCACAUAAUGGCGGCUUUUGACGAGUAUCAUGUAAACACAAGAAAAUGUGUCUUUAUAUUUGCUUUAUUAUUUCGAAUUUUACUUAAUAAAUGUUAAAUUGCUAUUCUUCAGUAUAAUCAGGAUAAGAUAAACUUUUUUAAAAUGGGAGGAAGUUUUAAAAAAGGGGGGAGAAGUACUGGAAAUUAAAAACAGAGGAAAUUCCAGAGGAGGUAGAAUGUCAGCAUUUACUCAACACAACAAACGCAUAUGCCCAAAUGACAGCAAAUGGGUACUUAUCACAAGCCUUCCCUGUUGAAGAUGUACCCACAAAUAUACCAGGUUUUCCUCCACCACCGGUGAUAACAUGCACCACAGAUCCGAUGGAGUUGGAAGAAAUUAAAAGGACAAUAUUUGUAGAAAACAUUCACAACUCGAUUACCUCUGAACAGUUAAUGGCAUUCUUUUCUGGAGUUGGUGAAGUUAAAUAUAUGCGACUUUGUAAAUCUGAAGAACAAAAAUAUGCCUUCAUUGAAUUUUCCAUGGUUGAAUCUGUACCUACUGCUCUGCAGUAUAAUGGAGUUUUAUUUGGAAAUCGUUCUCUUAAAGUAACUCAUGCGAAGAGCCCCGUUGUGAAGCCAGAGACUGAACGGAUUGCAACAGGUAGAUCUACAAUAAGAACUAUGCGUGAUGUUGUAAAACGCCCCACUUUCGACCGUGAAACAAGAUCAAGUUUAUCAGAUGUUAAGUCGAUUCCAAACGACUCCACUGGUAAUUAUAGAUCGCCUACAAGAAGACGCAGUCGAUCCCGAACCCGACGAUCCAGAUCUCGGUCCCGUUCUAGACGUCGCAAGUCAAGAUCUCCAGUGCGGCGAAGAAGAAGCUAUUCAAGAUCUCCAAGACGCAGUAGUAGACGAAGUCGCAGUCCAUCUCGUUCAAGUGCGGCUUUGGACAAAACAAAAGCUGGGUCUCCCAGACGAAGCAGUAGACGAAGUCGAAGUAGAUCUCGCUCAAGGUCUCCAAAACGUCGAAAAUCAAGAUCUCGUUCCAGAGAUCGACGCAAAAGACGAAAGUCUGUUUCCAAAUCUUCAUCGCGGUCUCCUAUAAGACGAUCCAGAAAAAAAUCAAAAUCAAGAUCUCAUUCUCCUGCAAGAAGAAAUUCCCGGAAAUCAACUUCCAAGUCUCCUGAUAGAUCAUCCUCUAAGAAAAAGAAGAAAGAGAAAGAUCGAGAAAAAGAGAAAAAGGAAGGGAAAAGCAAGAAAAAAGAGGAAGGAGAAGUCAAAGAAAAAAAUAAAGACAAGGAAGCGGAGGCUGAUGACCAAGGAAGUAAUAUGUUGUUGUUUUUGUUGUUAUUUGAGCUAAACAGCCUACUCACAAAAAUCCACACGUUUGAAGAAGAUACCAGCAGAUUUUUCUCACAAUGGGAUUAUGUCCUUCCUCCUUUCCUGAAACUCCUUUGCCUGAUCUACCAAACAACAAUUUUAUGGCUAUCAUUAUCCACAGUGGAGACACAUUUGUUGUGGUAUAUGGAGGUCAACUCGAGCUGGAUGCUAUUAAGCUGUCCAUCAAACAAUUCUGGUCGAAAGGAUUAAGAAAAGCGAAAGCAAAGUUUGUUGAUCCUGGUAAUCCUGACACUGCAACAAGAUGUUAUAAAUUUAAAUUAAAGGGAAAUCCAUUUUUUGUUCCUAGUGGCAGAACCGAAUUUAUUCAGUGUCGAAAAUUAUGCA
Hydractinia symbiolongicarpus is the source of this 1948-nucleotide messenger RNA. RefSeq names its product splicing regulatory glutamine/lysine-rich protein 1-like. Gene Ontology annotation, biological process: mRNA splicing, via spliceosome. Lineage: Eukaryota; Metazoa; Cnidaria; Hydrozoa; Anthoathecata; Hydractiniidae. Gene Ontology annotation, molecular function: RNA binding. The transcript has 19 exons. The record is from RefSeq and is a predicted model, not a curated record. Gene Ontology annotation, cellular component: ASAP complex; nucleoplasm; cytoplasm. The coding region runs from base 500 to 1813 and encodes 437 amino acids.